Messenger RNA from Aspergillus puulaauensis, 1320 nucleotides. RefSeq names its product actin-related protein 3 (gene ARP3). NCBI's taxonomy places the organism in Eukaryota, Fungi, Ascomycota, Eurotiomycetes, Eurotiales, Aspergillaceae. Gene Ontology annotation, biological process: Arp2/3 complex-mediated actin nucleation. The transcript is spliced from 3 exons. The coding region runs from base 1 to 1320 and encodes 439 amino acids. Gene Ontology annotation, cellular component: actin cortical patch; Arp2/3 protein complex. The record is from RefSeq and is a predicted model, not a curated record. Gene Ontology annotation, molecular function: actin filament binding.
AUGAGACAGGAUUUUCUAGCUAACAUUUUACCGUCAAUCUAUAGCGGUACUGGUUACUCAAAGCUAGGUUUCGCCGGAAACGACUCGCCCUCAUUCGUCUUUCCAACUGCAAUUGCUACGAAGGCUGGUGCUGGAAGCGCCGGGGCCGGUGCGCGACCUGCCGUUGCGAACAAACCAUCCUUCUUAGCUUCCGGGGGAGGUGCAGGUGGUCAUUUGUCCGCGAAGCGUGGCACAGAAGAUCUGGACUUCUUCAUCGGUGAUGAAGCUCUGUCAGCUGCUAGUGGCCCUGGAUAUGGAAUCAACUACCCCAUUCGUCAUGGACAGAUCGAAAAUUGGGAUCAAAUGGAGCGAUUCUGGUCGAACUCAAUCUUCAAAUACCUCCGCGUCGAGCCCGAGGAUCACUACUUCCUCCUCACCGAACCUCCGCUCAACCCCCCGGAAAACCGCGAAAAUACUGCCGAAAUCAUGUUCGAGUCUUUCAACUGCGCUGGUCUAUACAUUGCCGUCCAGGCUGUGCUCGCCCUGGCAGCUUCUUGGACCUCCUCUAAAGUGACUGAUCGAUCUCUUACCGGAACAGUGAUUGACUCAGGUGAUGGUGUCACCCACGUUAUUCCCGUUGCAGAAGGCUACGUCAUCGGAUCUUCUAUCAAGAGUAUUCCCGUUGCCGGUCGAGACAUUACCUACUUCGUACAAAGCUUGCUGCGAGACCGAGGCGAGCCCGAUAGCAGCCUGAAGACGGCCGAGAAGGUGAAGGAGGAAUACUGUUACGUAUCGCCUGAUAUCGUCAAGGAGUUUGCUCGUUACGAUCGCGAACCGGACCGUUUCCUGAAGCAUACUGUGACCGCACCCAACGGGCGUAGUGUUAGCAUUGACGUCGGAUAUGAGCGGUUCCUUGCUCCUGAGAUCUUUUUCAACCCCGAAAUCUACUCCUCCGACUUCCUGACUCCUCUCCCCAAUGUUGUGGAUGGUGUUAUUCAGUCUUCGCCAAUCGAUGUCCGAAGAGGACUGUACAAGAAUAUUGUGCUAUCUGGAGGAUCUACCCUCUACAAAGACUUUGGCCGUCGCUUGCAACGUGAUAUUCGACACCUUGUUGACGCACGUCUUCGUGCAUCGGAAGCCCGCAGCGGAGGAGCACGAAGUGGUGGUUUAGACGUUGCAGUCGUGACACAUAAGAGACAGAGACAUGGUCCGUGGUUUGGAGGCAGUCUGCUGGGUCAGACUCCGGAAUUCCGCAGCUACUGCCACACUAAGGCAGAAUACGACGAAAUUGGCCCUAGCAUUGUUCGGAGGUUCGCCCUCCUUGGUGGCCCUGGUACUUAG